AUGCCCAGACAGCAGCCCAUCCUGGAGACACCAAUCCUACUCACACACGCACCCCAAACCCCGGUCCACGCCCUGGUCCGGCUAUCGCGGAAUCAGGGAAACACGGUACUACUCGAGGAGAGGAUCAACAUCCGGCACCCGCAGUCCCUCUCGCUGUGUGCCCAGGAUGGUGUGCGGGAGAGGGUGGCCUGCGAUCCGCACGCCCCGCACGCCUCGCGGCUGGUGAUCCGCAGGGACAUCCUCCCCCCGGGAAAUACCAUAAGUGCCAUGCUGGUGCGCAUGCGGGACACCGUCACACCCAUACCGCUGGCCACGGAUGGGAGGUUUGCCUACUUUUACCAGGUCCAGCACGAGCUCUGCAUCAACCCACACCCGGCACCGCCCCCCAACCUCCAGGGUCACAUUCGCAUCAAUGGUACGAACCCACUGCUGUUCAACGACCCGAGAUACAAACUGGAGAUCUGGUUCAAGGAGGGCGAGGAAAUGUCAGAAACAAGAAAUAUGGAAGCCCUCUCCAACGUCCUGGAUACCGUGACGAGGAUAGAGAGCGCGCUGACCUUCACCAUAGUGCGCUUCGUGUACAAGACCGUGGGCGCACACCUCGAUGCCGUCUCCAUCGCGUUCCUCAGCAUCCUGAUCACGGCGCUGUCCUACAACACGCUGGCGAUCCUCAGAAACAGACCAACGACGAUCAGCAUGCUGCGCACACUGGCCUACAUCGCGGAGCUGGUCCGGAAGUUCGCGGCGCUCGUGGGCAUCCAGGCCAUCAUCCGCUCCGUCCAGCCCGCAGACCCGGAGGCGGCCAGCCUCUUCGAGCAGAUCGAGUGCUUCACGGUGUCGCUCUGCAUCCUGAUCCUGGUCUGCGUGCUGCCGGCGAGCUUCCGGGAAUCACCCGACGGGCAGCAGUUCCUCCGCCUCGUGCUGUUCAUGUUCGCGAGCAACACCGAGUUCGUCGUGCAGAGGGUAAGCUUCGGCUGGACGCUGCCAUACCUCAGCAUGGCUGGCUUCUUCGCCCUCUCCCGCCUGCAGCACUUCCCGGGUCACAGCGCCAUCACCGCCACUGUCCUCAGCGCCGUCAUCCUCUCCCUGACCAACAUGAUGGUGCUGGCCAGCUGGACCAUCUCCGUCACCUCCACGGACAAGUUCCCGCAGAUCACGCAGCUCGUCAGCCUCCUCGUCAUCUUCGACGCCCUCUCCCUCCGGUACCCGGACUUCCACACCAUGCGCGACUACGCCGUGUGGCAGGGUGCCGCCCAGAUCCACGCGCUCAUCGUGGCCCGCGAGGUGAACCGCGGCUCGGUCGCCACCGUCGCGAUCUUCGUCGCGCUCGCGCUCCAGGCCUUCCGCCUUUACCUCCCCCGCACCACCGCCCUCUCCGAGCUCACCGUCCUCAUCCUCAUCAACACCAUCCUCGGGAUGGUGCAGCAGGCCGUCAACGCCCUGCACAUGGCCGACACCGUCGUCGUGAUCGUCCUGUGGAUCACCGUCAUCCACAUCCUCAUCACGGCGGGGGACGUCGGGGUCAACCUCGGGGGCACGAUGACGGCCAACUCGACGACCCCGACGAUCCAGGACUACGAGGCCGUCUUCGGCCCCGCGGCACGGCAGAUCAAGGAGGACACGCAGCGUCACAAGCGGCACCAGAGGUGGCACCUUCCCGACGUCCUCAAGGGCUCGAACACCUUCCUCGCGGACCGCGUGGACGGGCUCAUCACCGACGCCACCAACUCUCCUUUUACUAGGAAUAUCCUCCCCUACGUCUACCUCGAAAACCCCGACCAGAAGCUCAAGUGGAACGUCUGGAGGUUCGACGAGGGCCUGGCCACGCGCGUGCCCUACGAGUCGGCAGCCAGGGUCUUGACUCAAAGUAAGACCAGCCAGGCCGCGUACAUUACCAGGAACGGCAUGGCGAUCCAGAUGGAGCACAACUUCAUGAUGUCGCCGGCUGGACGCGAGAAUUUCAAGCGCCAGUUAAUGCAGCUGGUAGGAUCCAUACAGAUGUCCAACGACCUCGACGUCCACCACGCGCUGCUCCUCGCCCCCAACUACGAGGCCCACCUCCGCGAAAAGUACUACACCACCGAGAAGACGACACUGCAGCUCAUCCGUCAGUACGUCGACAGCUACGGGCUCAUGCAGAAGCACCCCAACGCUCUUGACAUCAUGAUCGAGGACGCGAAGAACACCCUGAAGACCUGGGGCUCGCCCCCACCCACCUUCCUGAUGUGCAACGGCGCCCUGACCAUGCAGAUGACCUUCAACCCGGAGAAGACGCAGUACCUCACCAACGGGACCGGUGGUCCUCUUCUUUUGAAGCAGGGACCGGAUUUGCCGUCCUAUAGGGGGCUGAGUAUCAUUCACUCCAGGAAGUUCUCCAUGAACACCGGCGAGCCGCCCAGGGACGUCCUCCGCAGAAGGUCCCGCGUCGCCGAGCACUACCGCAUCAACGGCACCGUCCGCGAGCUCAGGGACAACAAGUGGCGCUUCUACGACCAGUCCAAGGAUGGGACCUUCGACCUCACCUUCAGGGAGCUGCUCGAGCACUCGUGGAUCGACUCGGAUAUUGCAGGCAACGUCACCAAGGAUCACCGUCCACGACCCACCGUCGUCCGUCCAAACCGGGAACCAUACAAUAAUCCCGAUUUUAAGCUCCUCUCCGCCCCUCUCCAGCUCACCUCCCCAAACCUUACCGCGGGCGACAUCGGGGUGCACUAUCCAGAGCAGGCGGCCAAGGAAGCGGAGGGCUACCGCAGGCUGCGGGCGGAGGGUAACCCCUACCACGCCCACGACCUGAACGCACUGAGGGUGCGGGACAGCAUGGACGGUGCGCUGGCCGUAUCGGCGGGCCUGGGUGGCAUCGCCCCCUCCCACGCCAUGGCAGUAGAAAACGUUUCCACGAUGCUCGCCGGCAACAGCGGCGUGCUGCACUGGGCGGCGCACCAGUUCCGCUCGCUCCGCGCCUCGCUGAAGGCACCCGAGGGUAAGCAGGACGUGCUGGCGCGGGAGGCCGUGCUGCUCAAGGCCAAGCGCCUGACGCUCAAGGGUGAUUCCCUCCACAUUGGGUACCAGACGAUCCCCAAGGACGAAAUCACCGAAGCCCAGGCGGAGUUCAGGAAGCGUCCCUGGACGGCACUGGAGAUGUCGGCGGCGGUGGGGGUCGUCGGCUCAGUGCUCUUCAACGGCAUCCGCGCCCCCAACGCGCUCAACCCCCAGGUCCCGGAGUCUGCGGCGCGGGAGUUCGUCCCUUUCAUCCAGUCUUGCUUCUGCCACUCGAUGAUGGACUCACCCCUCUGCAACGCGCUGCUCUCCCACGUCAACGUCCCGCUCGACCUCCAGGGGGAGUUCCUCUCCUUCCUGGGCCUCGCCGACCUUGGCAACCGGGAGGAGCUGGCCGCCGCCCAGGCCGAUCGCGACAGCCCCUACUGCUCCGUGCUCAUGGUCAAGUACAUCUCCCAUGCCCACCCCGACGCUGGCGUGCGGGAGCGCUGUGUCAAGGUCCUGGAGUCCUUGGCCCCCGAAGUCUCCCGCCAGCUCGAUGACACGCUCCUCGACUACAGCAACAAGGUGAUUGACUCCCUGGAAUCCGGGGCUCAGGCAGGCCUGGACGUCCGCUUCCUCACCGGCCUGCUCCAGCGCUCCACCUCCGAGCGCCUGCAGGCCCCGGCGCAGAGCCGCCUGCACACCCUCGCGACCUCGACGAUGCACGUCAACGCCUCCGGGGACACCAUCAGCAGCUCCCCCAUCUUCAAUCGGGAGCGCGACGACGAGACCCGCGCCCUGCUCGCCUCCAACGGGCUGAAGCUCGACUCCGACGCCGUGCUGGGCACCGAGUUCCGCUGCUACCCCUUCCCGCUCACCUCCGCCGACCUCUCCUCCGUCGACAGCAUCCUGCAGCACAGCCGAUUGGCGGAGUACCAGUCUCCUUCCCUCGACGUGGAGGCACUCAGAAAGGACGUCCAGUGCUUUUUUGAAGCUCAAGACAGCCGCGACCAUCUCCUCUCCCACCUCUACAGGCUUGCCUUCGCCAGGAUGUUCACCAGCGUCAUGCACUACGCUAACGACGCCGCCGCCCCGGGCUGCGUGCUCGCCGCCAAGAGCGCGGUGGGGAACGUCAGGCACACCCUCGGGGCCAGGAUCACCAGCUCCCCACUUGUCAUCGAUACACCAAAGAUUGGACUCAACUUUGAAAACACAAACAACGCAAUGACGUUCGACGAUAUCUAUAACACCAUUGUAUCUGACCAUGAGACGAACGCGACGCAGACCGUUAUCAAUGAGCUUCAGAGGCGUAGUCCAGAAUAUCAUCCUCCUAGACCAGGUGGAGGAGGUCCAGUCGUUACGACCUACAGACCAGCCCCCGUCCCCCCACCAGCACCCCCCACCGGAUUUGUCGGAGCCCCAAACCGGAACCCCCUCCUGGACUGGUACGUGGAUAUCGUGUGCGUGCGCCCGAACAUCGAGCACAACAUGCUGGCGGCGAUCAUGGGGAGGGGCGGGACGGGCGAGCUGGGGGCGACGUACUGGGGCCAGACGGAGAUGACGUGCUACGACGACGGGCAGCACGGCAUCUGGGGCAUGCAGUACAAGUACCACGCCAAGGCCCUCGUCCACAACGAGCGCAACCUGAUCCGCCUGUGGGACAUCUGCUUCGACGGCUACAACGGCGGGAUGGACGACACGGUGGUGGAUUGGAGGGAUGGUGACGAUCUUGAACAGUUCAGGAAGGACACGAGCUCGAUUGACAAACCCUACGAAGGAAAGAGUAUGUUCAUCAUGUCGUUCUUCGUACCUCACAACCACCCCGAAAUCACAAAGAUCAAGCAGCCCUGGCCCAACCCCAUCGUGUUCUACGACCCGCACUCGGCCAACACCAACGACCGCCUGCCGAUCGACCCGGACAACCUGUACAACACGGUGAAGCCGGAGAUGCGGGUGUUUACCAAGGACUGGUACCGCGACAAGUACCUGCACUACCUCGCGCUGCUCCCCAACUUCAACCAGCUUCACGCGCUGAGGAAGGUGGCGGGGCAACAGACGGUGCAGAACGAGACGAACGUCUGCGCGCUCAGCUUCCACGGCGACGUCGUCACGUGCGCACUGGGAGGGUCGGAGAUCAGCAAGGUCCACGGCGCCGGCCACCUGGGCCACUCCUUCCAGGGCGUGGCGAGCGUCAGGGAGGGCAAGGGGCUCAGGCCCAUGAUGCAGCCCUCGUUGACAAGGCUGAUUUGA
Guillardia theta CCMP2712 is the source of this 5229-nucleotide messenger RNA. RefSeq lists its product as hypothetical. The transcript has 3 exons. NCBI's taxonomy places the organism in Eukaryota, Cryptophyceae, Pyrenomonadales, Geminigeraceae. The coding region runs from base 1 to 5229 and encodes 1742 amino acids. The record is from RefSeq and is a predicted model, not a curated record.